UCAUGAUGUAAUCGAUGAAGUUGCAAAUUUUUUGAGUGAAGUGGGGGAAAUCAGAGGACCUCAAAAUAAAAAUAAAACGUUCGGGGAAAACAAAUAGAGAAAUGUCAGGAUGGAUAAUUAAAGAGAUGUUUGUUUGUUAUUCUGACAAUUUUAAAGAAAUAAUGUUUCCUGUGUCCCAAUUUUCAUGUCGAGAUUUAAAAUAUCGAAUAGUUUAAUCUGCCUGUUGAAAAUUUGAUUUAAUAAAUUAUUCGAAAGCAGUUCAGUGACUGACAACUAUUGGUGUUCAUUUGUUUUGAAAUGGAGUCGUUUUUGAGUCUGUUCGAUUCUGGUGUUUCCGAUUCUAACACUGAAGAGUUCAGUUUAGAUAAUGUUUGUAAUCAGGAGGCUCUACCACCUGAACCACAACUAGGAAACGUAGAAUAUAAACUGAAAAUUGUGAAUCCUUCAAAGCAGAGGUUCGAACACCUGGUGACACAGAUGAAAUGGCGCCUUCGUGAAGGAAACGGAGAGGCAAUCUACGAGAUUGGAGUUGAAGAUAGUGGAAACCUGACCGGCCUCUCCCACUGUGAUAUGAGUGCCAGUCUCCAUACAUUACAACGUAUGGCUAGGAAAUUAGGUGCUACCACCACCAUUCUGAGAAAACGCACCCUAGACAAUAAUAGAACAGUGGCAGAAGUACUUGUCAGGAAAAUUCCAGAUGAUCAAAACAAUAUAGAGAUAAGAAUAGCAGUUUUGGGUAAUGCGGAUGCUGGUAAAUCAACACUACUGGGAGUUCUAACACAAGGCAGCUUGGACAAUGGACAGGGAAGAGCCAGACUGAACAUGUUCCGUCACUUACAUGAGAUUCAAAGUGGGAGGACUUCCUCCAUUUCUCACGAAAUAUUGGGAUUUAAUUCUGAGGGCCAGCCAGUUCACUAUAGUUACAGUGAAUUGAUAACAGCAGAAAAGAUUUGCGAAGCAUCUACUAAGUUGAUCACGUUCAUUGAUUUGGCGGGUCAUAAGAAGUACAUAAGGACUACUAUUCAAGGUCUAUCAGGUUAUUCACCUCACCAUGCUAUGCUUGUGAUUUCCAGUACAGCAGGUGCCACUGGAAUGGCGCAGGAACAUCUCGCAUUGGCGGUUGCGUUGAAUGUUCCAUUUUUCAUAGUUGUCACUAAAAUUGAUCUAACAUCACCAGUCCACACUGUGGAGAGUCUGAAAUCCUUCUUAGAACAAGUAGGAAUCAGGAGGGUUCCUCUAGUUGUAGAAACAAUAGAUGACGUAAUAACAGCUGGGACAAAUCAGCUACUCGAAAAUGUAGUACCCAUAUUUUGCGUGUCUUCCGUCAACGGGGACGGUCUAGAAUUGUUGCUUAAAUUCCUUCACGUACUUCCCCCCGGUAUAAGUUCCAAGGAGAAGGAUCGUCUCGAGCAGGAACCCGCAGAGUUUCAAAUCGACGAAAAUUUCCGCGCUGGCAAUAUCGGUCAGGUUUUGGGUGGUCUAUUGACCAAAGGUGUGAUAUCGGAGGGUUCAAAAUUGCAGAUUGGCCCCAUGAAAGACGGGUCUUUCAGAAGGGUGUGCGUCAAAUCUAUACACAGGAAUAGGGUGCCAUGUAGGGUUGUGAGAGCAGGUCAGAGCGCUGCGAUUUGCCUGGAUACUUACAUACCAAACCUCAGAAAUGGUAUGGUACUAGUCAGUAACACAGUGAAGGCUUACGGAUGUUUAUUUUUCCAAGCCACGAUUUCUGUGAUUUAUCAUGCGACGGCCGUUCAUCAAGGAUUCGAAACUACAGUACACAUCGGUAAUAUACGGCAAACAGCAGUUAUAGUCGGAAUUUUUUCCGCUAGCUGUAUCCACACCAACGAAAGUGCAUCGGUUCUGUUCAAGUUCAAAGGGCAUUCUGAAUAUGUAACAAUAGGUCAACGGCUUUUGUUCAGGGAAGAAACUGCCAAAGGUAUAGGAGAAGUCACCCAAGUUUUUCCAUUAAAUGUCUCAGAGAAAUAAUUUCUCCAUUUUUCAGUAUUUUUCUCUAUUCAACGAAGUAUUUGUACUUGUUAGAUGAUCUAUGACCAGUCAGAUGUUUCAUAUAAUGUACAUAUUGUAUUAUUUACUUAAAUUCAAAUUAUCUACGAUUUUAACUAUUUCAACUUCUUGGAGAAGUUCUCUGUUAUGUAUUUUAUUCGAUAAAAGAGUUUUAUUAUUUUGAAAUUCACAGUGUGAAGUUUCUCGUAACAAAUUCGAUAUGGGCAUCAAAAUUGCAAUGCAUGUACAAAAUAAUGGAAGUUUUAAGAUUAUAUAUCUGACAUAGUUUUUUAUUAGAUGAAUGUUUAUUUUUGUGAAAAUAUAAUUGUUUUUUUAUCAGUCA
Molecule: messenger RNA, 2344 nt
Organism: Coccinella septempunctata (seven-spotted ladybird)
Lineage: Eukaryota; Metazoa; Arthropoda; Insecta; Coleoptera; Coccinellidae
Product: GTP-binding protein 2
Exons: 7
Coding region: 298-1983 (561 amino acids)
Biological process (GO): translational elongation
Molecular function (GO): GTPase activity; GTP binding; translation elongation factor activity
Source: RefSeq, a predicted model, not a curated record